Molecule: messenger RNA, 597 nt
Organism: Cooperia oncophora
Lineage: Eukaryota; Metazoa; Nematoda; Chromadorea; Rhabditida; Trichostrongylidae
Source: the annotation of a GenBank genome assembly
AGAUACCUUCAGUUAUUGGAGCCCGUAGCCGAAACAACUCAUGCAGCUACCACAGAAUCAUCUGCUACAUCUUCUUCAUCUUCUUCAGAGCUGACGACCCCAGAAGCCGUGCUCGAAAAGUCUGAGGAAAUUGCAACAAUAGAGUUUUCCAUGGAGACGACGCCGAAAGUGGUCGAGAAGCAGCCAGACGAAACUGUGAAUCCAACCAGCACUCAUGCCGAUGGUCAAACGACAGUUGUACCUGUUCAAGGUGGAUUCAUAGGCGAAGACGAUACCGGCCAUGUAACCAUCCAACUGCCAGAUGAGGAAGAAGAGGAAAUGAAGCCGGUUGAAAUGACGACGUCUUCAGCAGAAACGAGCGAAGCACAAGACAAGGAGGCGACGCAUGAAGAGAGCAAGGGUGAAAUUCCAAUGGAUGUGAAUGAGGUCACGACACCUGCACCAACAGAACCAGUGAUCGUUGUCGAAGACACGCCAAGUGAUAUUGACGAGAACAGAGUUGAACCUGGCACCAAGCAAGAAGUGAAGUCAAAUUCGGCCGCCACGUUCGUGCUUUCGUCGCUGUCCGCUGCCGUUGCUGCUCUGCUUCUCCUGUGA